AUGUGGCGUAUGCACGCGAUGAAGCAUGUGUUGCCAUUAUGCAGGCGCUGGGUAGCGCAGGGUUUGAACAAUCUGAGUACAGGGUCGGAUGACCAGCCUCGUGUUGUGGUGCCUCAUGAUGAGGACCUCAAGUAUCAGAUACUUUAUGAGGCUCAUGAUACGCCACUUGGUGGUCAUUUAGCUCGGGUGAAACCCUCGCCUAAUAUGGCUGCGCCUUUGGCGAGUUUGCCUGUAUACUCGGGGUUGUGGCAGUCCACUAAUAUGGACUUUGUGUUUGGCCUACCGCGUGAUGCGGCAGGCAACACUGGGAUUGUGGUGUUUGUAGACCGACUGAGCAAGAUGGCUCACUUAGCGGCAGUGCCGGACUCCAUCGAUGGAGAAGGAGCAGCUAAGAUCUUCAUGGAUCGUGUGCUUCGACAGCACGGAUUGCCUGUGGCCAUCGUCUCGGAUAGAGAUUCCCGUUUUACGGGUAAGUUUUGGACAUCCGUCUCUAAAGUGCUGGGCACUCGACUAGACAUGUCCACGGCGGAUCAUCUGCAGAGCGAUGGUCAGACUGAACGCUUUAACCGCGUUAUUAGCGAUAUGCUUCGCAGUGUUUGUUCUGAAACACCCAAGCAAUUGAGCACGAUACUCCCUCUGGUAGAGUUUGCGUUGAAUAACACGGUGCAUGCCUCGACAGGAUUCACCCCAUUCUAUGUGAAUGGAUUGGUCAACCCUCGCGUUCCUUUAACGCUACCUCCUGCCACAUCAGGGCUUAGUGGGGGAGAGAUAGCCGAAAGCUUGGCUGAUAUCAGCCCUGUUGCGAUGCGCAAGAUGGUGGAAGCGUUUCUAUCAACGCGUUUUGACGUAUAA
Messenger RNA from Peronospora belbahrii, 852 nucleotides. The record is from the annotation of a GenBank genome assembly. NCBI's taxonomy places the organism in Eukaryota, Oomycota, Peronosporomycetes, Peronosporales, Peronosporaceae.